CCAGCUCUCCUCUCUCUGGCAAACCAGCGCCAGAGCCCCCCAUCACCAUGGCAACCAAAAAAAACAAUCCAUAAAACCAUUGAUCACUAUCCAUGACGACUUAUAUGGCUCCUACACAGAUAGAAUAAUGAUUAAACAUCUCGUUCUGGCAAACAACCAGCUGUUUGCACGCUACUUUUGUUCUGAAGUGUUAACACUCUCCUUCCGCUUCCGGUCUGCCAGCCGUCACUAUCUCGAAUAAGAAACAAAAAAACGAAACAAGGAAUUUGCAAAAACCAAAUUUCGGCCGUUAUUUGAUUUGGAUCUUUUCGUUUUUUCGUUUUAUUGGGCCGAAAGCAAAAACCGUUUUUCCGUUUUUGGUUUAAAACGAAAAAAAGAAAAGGGGGCGCUGUUUCUGUUAUUUCGUUUUUUGGUUUUGUCAGAAAAACGGAUUAUACUUUGAUACCCGGACCGAGGGAGGGGGCAGAGAAGCGAACAGCUCAAGAAAGAAGAAAAGGUUUUUGCCUCCAGAGGAAGUAUUUGUAAAGGGGUCUCGUAGCGGGAGGAAGCGAGUAAGGAGCUAGGCUCUUCUAUGGCUCAGUCGGCUACUAACGGUGUGGAGCAGGAUCUGGCCAGCAAGAGACUGCACUCAAGGAUGGAGGCCUCAUGCUUGGAGUUGGCCUUGGAAGGAGAGCGGCUGUGCAAAGCCGGGGAUUUUAAAGGGGGAACAGCCUUUUUUGAAGCUGCCGUGCAGGUCGGCACGGAAGACCUGAAGACUCUCAGUGCCAUCUACAGCCAGCUGGGCAAUGCCUACUUUUACCUCAAGGAGUAUGGGAAAGCCCUGGAGUACCACAAACAUGACCUUACCUUGGCAAGAACCAUAGGAGACCGAAUUGGAGAAGGAAAAGCAAGUGGUAACCUUGGUAACACACUGAAAGUGUUGGGUCGCUUUGAUGAGGCUGUUGUCUGCUGCCAAAGACAUCUGGAUAUUUCUCAAGAGCAAGGUGACAAGGUUGGAGAGGCCAGAGCUCUUUAUAACAUCGGGAACGUAUUUCACGCUAAAGGCAAACAGCAGCUGUGGGGCUGCACCCAGGAACCAGGGGACCUGCCUCCUGAUGUCAGAGAGACGUUGCAAAGAGCUACUGGCUUUUACGAGAUGAACCUGUGUUUGGUCAAAGAGCUCGGUGACAGAGCUGCUCAGGGGCGGGCCUACGGGAACCUUGGCAACACCCACUACCUACUGGGUAACUUUGUCGAAGCGAUCAAGUUUCACCGUCAGCGAUUAUCCAUUGCCAAAGAAUUUGGGGACAAAGCAGCUGAACGGCGAGCCUACAGUAACCUUGGCAAUGCCCUGAUAUUCCUGGGACAGUUCAACACAGCCACAGAUUACUACAGAAAAACACUGCAGCUCUCCAGACAGUUGAGGGACCAGGUGGUGGAGGCUCAGGCCUGUUACAGCCUGGGAAACACCUACACUCUUCUGCAGCAGUACGAGAGGGCCAUAGACUAUCAUCUGAAACACCUGUACAUAGCUCAAGAGCUCACUGACAGGGUUGGUGAGGGUCGUGCCUGCUGGAGUCUUGGAAAUGCGUAUGUAUCUUUAGGGAACCAUAAACAAGCUCUCCACUAUGCUCGUAAGCACUUGGAAAUCUCCAAAGAGAUUGGAGACAGAAAUGGGGAACUGACAGCCAGAAUGAAUGUGGAGCAGCUGAUGGAGGUCCUGGGAGUCAAUGAGAGUGAUCUUUCACCCUCCAGUUCAGAGUUUGAGAUGCAAGGAGCAAGGCCUAAAAUCACAAAGAGAAACAGCAUGGACAGUGUAGAACUGUGGAAGUACUCUUCAGAUAAGAAUGGUGACAAUCAAAGCUUAGAAAGUAUACCAAGGAAAUCCAAGAGUCAGCUGUCGCAGCCUGGUAAAAGAAAAGGUUACUCUGACAGUCAGUCAUCGGAUGAAAGGCCCUGGUUGGACUCUCCUGUUGACACUGAUGACAUCACUGUGCAAGUCCCGCCUCCAGUGCCUAAGCUGGGCCGUGACCCCUCCGAUGAAGACUGCUUCUUUGACCUCCUCAGCAAGUUCCAGAGCAGCCGCAUGGAUGACCAGCGCUGCCAUCUUGAUGACCAGCAGAACGGAGACAAUGGAGAAGGCGCUACGAACACACCGAACUUGAACGAGAUGAUAGAUCCUGCAAUUACCACUUCACCCCAGACAGAGGAACUGUUUGAUUUGAUUGCUAGUUCUCAGAGCCGUCGUCUUGAUGAUCAGCGUGUUAAUGUUGGUAACCUCCCAGGUCUUAGGAUUACCCAUAACAACCUGGGACAUCUGGUUGGGGAAGGAGAUCAUCAAGAGCCCAGCGAUGACUUCUUCAAUAUGCUUAUAAAGUGCCAGUCCUCAAGGAUUGAUGACCAGCGGUGCUCCCCACCAGAAGCAGGUCCUCAUGCUCCUACAGUGCCUGACGAAGACUUCUUCAGUCUAAUACAGAGAGUGCAGGCCAAGCGUAUGGAUGAGCAGCGCGUCCAGUUGCCCUCAGAUGACCAGGCCAGCCCUCAGUCCCCUGAUCCAGAACCCCCUGGUGGCUUUUCCAGCUAGAACUUUAUGAAUAAAUUCUCAAAACUUCAUGUCAAAGAAAAGAAUAGCAAAAGAAGCGGAAAAAGAGAGAGAGAAAAAAAAAAGAAAAAAGAUGAGCUCAUAUUGAAAGAGAGCACUGAAGGGUGAACCAACAAGAUUUCUAAUAAUGAGAUCAAUUCUAUGUGCAAUAGGUGGUGCCCUGUUAAAUGUUGCUUGACGUGUUAUUUACUAAAUAAGUGUAAAUGUAUUGGGACAACAACUGCAACUGGAUGAUGGAGCGAGGGAUUGGUGUUUGAGAUGACUUAACAACAGAGAUAUAGUAUAUAUACUCAAUCUAAUGCCUUAAUCAGAAUGACCCAUUUCAGACCCAAGAUUGUAUUCCCCAGCGUUAGAUGGUGGGCAUACAGUAUGAUACGGACAGUUAAGGUAAAACAUAUUUCUUUUUAUAGAAACAGUAUUGUUUAAAGUGACAAGUGGUCACUGAAGUUUCAUAACACAAAUAUUUCUGUUCAUUUUAGACAAAUUUAUUUCACUAAUGCCCCGAUCAAAGUUGCUUUUCAUUUUUUAUGAUUCCUACUAAUAGAAGAGUGUUAUUUGUUCAGUAACAGUAUUGAGGUUGGCCCUCCAGUGCUGAUCAAAACUGCUUUCACUAAUGGAUAACCAGACUGCUUUUUUUCCCCUCCACUUUAACGUUUUUGUUUAAAUUAAAAAUAUCAUUUAUCACAUAAAUGUUAUUUUUAUGCAGUUAAAAAAAAUCUUUUAACAUAUGCAGUAAUUAAGAGUACUGAGCAAAAGAUGUGGAAUAGCUGUUUAUUUUAUAGAUGUGCGGUAAUUUAUGCUUAAUGUUUCUGCCUGGCUUUUAAAGUAAUGCUUUCAGCUGCCUAUUUAAACAUCUGACAGCAAACUGCUGCUUACUGCUGUUAACUUUUGACAUUAAAGCUGACCGAUAAGACAGACAUGUCAUAGUUUUGAACGCCAUAACUCUAAGCUGUGUUGUUUUAUACUGCCUCUCUGUGGCCAGAACUUUUAUUACCUCUGUGAAAUUACAGGUUUCUGUCUGUUGAAACAUUUUCUCUUGUUUUGUUCAUUUGUACCGUAAAUGUGGAGAUUUUUGCAAACCAUUUCAUAAAGAUUCAUAAAGCUUUAUCAAAAUCACAUAGAUCCACAUGUGAUUUCCACGAUUUCUGUUGCUGUUACAAAAUUAGCAAGACGUACAAACUGCAGUUAGAAAGCUUAAACUGGUGAAGAGCUUGAGAAAUAUUCACUGCACAGAACAUUUAUUUCAUGGAAAAAAAUACGGUACUAAAACUAUUUGACAUUGAGGCUAACUUUUUAUUCAGAAAUAGUGCAUACCUCAUUUGUAUCUCAAAGCUUAUUUGAACUUAGAGAUAUUGAUAUGUGAACCAGGUGGAUCUUGUCAUUUCUGAUUCAUCCUUCUUUGAUAAUCAACACAUUGGGAGCUACAGUUAAUAUAUAACUUUUCUGUCUUUUUUUGUGAAUUAACUUUUAGAAAAUGCCUGGUACGCUUCUAAUUGUUUUUGCCAUAAUUUGUACAUAUAAAUAUAUUUUGUAUUUAUGUUUCUUUUGAGGACAUGAAAAUGUUCCUUCAUGCUUUUAAUAAAAUGUUUCAGAUGUU
Messenger RNA from Melanotaenia boesemani (Boeseman's rainbowfish), 4178 nucleotides. It is a transcript of the gene gpsm1b, whose product is annotated as G protein signaling modulator 1b. Bases 572 to 2563 code for a protein of 663 amino acids. Lineage: Eukaryota; Metazoa; Chordata; Actinopteri; Atheriniformes; Melanotaeniidae. The record is from RefSeq and is a predicted model, not a curated record. The transcript has 14 exons. Gene Ontology annotation, molecular function: protein binding; GTPase regulator activity.